Bacillus rossius redtenbacheri is the source of this 2085-nucleotide messenger RNA. RefSeq lists its product as uncharacterized. Gene Ontology annotation, molecular function: RNA binding; metal ion binding; protein binding. The coding region runs from base 157 to 1887 and encodes 576 amino acids. The transcript has 11 exons. The record is from RefSeq and is a predicted model, not a curated record. NCBI's taxonomy places the organism in Eukaryota, Metazoa, Arthropoda, Insecta, Phasmatodea, Bacillidae.
UUGUGACCAUUGUUGUGUCGAGAAAGACUGUUGGGAUUUUGCGUCUUAAAAUUAUGCUUCAUGGUUUGUCAAAUUUUGUUGUAGAUAUAACAUAACACUUAAUUGUAUCCAAAUUAAGCUGUUGAAUAUAAUGAUUUUCGGAGGAAAGUUAAAGAAAUGAGUCGCAAGAACUCGAGGCUGGUAACGCCGGUUUUCACCCGGUAUUUUGAAAAGAAGUUUGAUGAAAGUGGAAUACAAGCGUCUAGCAGUGAGAGUUCUGAAGAGUAUGACGAAGAUGGUGACGAUGAUGGGACAUACGAGGAAAUAGACUUGGAGGCAGCUGUGAAAGCAUUUCAUCGUAUUGUAGCACAGCAGUCCAAGGUCGUCAAUGACAGCUAUUUACUUCAUCAAACAUCAAAGAAAGAAAAAAAUGUGAGAACUGUCUACAUGACACAGCUGUCUGACCUAUCCUCUAAAAAUGCUGAUGCCCUUGUUGCUGAGGAAGAAAAGAAUAGACAGAAGGCAGAGAAGAAGAAAGAGAAAAAGAAAAAGCGCAAAGAGAGGAAGAAGGAGAUAAAAGAAAAUGAUAACACUAGCAGCAAGACAAGUCGCAGUGGUUCGUGGUGCAAUGGGGACACCGCAUCAAAUCCUUCCAAGAAGGACUCUGACCGUAGUAACAAAAGCCAGAACGUGAGCAAGCCUGCGUGCGCCAACUCGGACGAGAACGAGAACGUCGGCAAUGGCGACGGGGAUGAUGAAGACGAGGCCUUCCUCGACCCGAACUCCGCGUUCGUGUCGAAGGCCGUGAACAAGAACAGGCACAAGGUCUCGUCGUCCAUCAGCAGGAUGGAGCAGACGAGCAACGUGGGGGCCAGGAAAAGCGCGGGCGUGCACGACUCGGCUGUGGGCGAGGGUGAGAGGCUGGUGCGGGAGGGGUACUCCCUCGCCAGCAGGGAGCAGUACGCGGAGGCGGUGAUGUGCUUCUCCAAGGCCAUCCGGCUGGUGAACAACGACCACCGCUUCUACAGCAACCGCAGCUUCUGCUACUGCCAGCUGGAGCAGUACGCCAAGGCUUUGAAGGAUGCCGAAAGGUCUAUUGAGUUGGCUCCACAAAAUCCUAAAGGAUACUACAGGAAAGCAGAAGCUCUAAGAGGCUUAAAACAGUACAAGCAGGCGGAGACGGCGUACCUGAAGGUGCUGCAGCUGGACGAGGAGUGCGAGGACGCCCAGCAGGACAUCGAGGACGUGAAGGUGCUGCAGCUGGUGGAGAUGGGCUUCGACGAGGACAGCUCUCGCCGGGCCAUCAGGCGCGUCCACCACCUGCAGAAUGCCAUAGAAGAACUGACGAUGCCUCAGAGCCCCUUAAAUGCGACAGUUGAACCUAGCAUCGGCGACAUAUACUUCUCCGAUGACGACGAAAACACGGGACAAAGGAUGUCCUCUAGGACUACUCCAGGUGUGAAGGACAUCAAAAUGGAUCCUUCGAACCCAGAGGGCCUCUACUCUCUGUGGGUUGGCAACAUCACUCAAGGCGUCAAAGAGAAGCAGAUUCUGGAGCUUUUUGCCAGGUACGGCGCAGUGCAAAACGUGCGUUUGCUCCCGGAGAAGUUCUGUGCUUUUGUGAACUUCCGAAACCAGAAGGCGCCCGGGCAAGCCAUGAAGAGCCUGCAAGGGGUGGAGUUUGCCGGAACCAGGCUUCUCAUAAGGUUUCCCGACACACCGGUGGCGACCACCAGCCGCCCGGCUGGCCCCAGCUCGAGCGGCCAGGCCAAGUCGUACGGGCCUGUCAACGGGGACGAGUGCUACUUCUGGCGGACCAGCGGCUGUGCCUUCGGCGACAAGUGUCGCUUCAGGCACGCCAAGGAGAACAAAGGGAUCGACAUCAAGUCGUGGCACAAGAACAGAUGAGUCCGCGGCUCCCGUCGUCCCAGGUCCUCCCGCUAGCUGCUCUUGUGUUGUUCUCCGGUGAUGCAUCCACGCACCCCGGAGUCAUUCACUGCCAUCCUUUAUUUUGGAACUUUUUUGUGUUCGUUUAUAAACGUGUAAUCACCGUUUUUUUUUUUCCUCCUUUUACAUUUUUAUACUACUAAAAUUCUAUUAAUCUUU